AUGUGGGCAAAUGAAAUGCAUGAUGGCUGCAGGGAUAAAACAUUAGAGUUUCUCUCAUUUGAAGGGGCCUUAGGUGGCAUUUUGGCUGCUCUUUCAAUAACGGGAUCUCUCCUUCCCCUGAGCAUCCUGUUUAUAUUUUUAAAGAAUGCUGAUACUCCAGUUGUGAAAGCGAAUAACCGGAAUCUCAGUUACACCCUUUUGGUUUCCCUGUGUUUCUGCUAUCUCUGUGCUUUAAUGUUCAUUGGGCGUCCCAUUACUAUAACCUGUAUUCUCAGGCAAUUUAUAUUUGGGAUCAGUUUUGUGAUGUGCAUUUCAUGUGUGUUGGGAAAGACAAUGAUGGUGGUGAUCGCCUUCAACCUCACCCAGCCAAGGAGCAGCAGGAGAAUGUGGUUGAAUUCUCGAGUAACGAACACCCUGGUGCUUGUGUGCACAGCUAUACAAGUGAUUAUAUGUGCUGGGUGGCUUGCACACUCUCCCCCUUUUCAAUACACUGACAAUAAAUCCAAGGCAGGCACCAUUAUUGUGGAAUGUAACAAGGGAUCACCUGUAGCUUAUUCAUGCACAAUGGGAUAUAUGGGGUUUUUAGCUUCUUUGUGUUUUGCCAUAGCUUAUUUGUCAAGAAAGUUGCCGGGCAGUUUCAAUGAGGCCAAACUGAUCACCUUUAGUAUGCUGAUAUUUGGAGCUGUUUGGAUCUCCUUCAUCCCAGCCUACCUCAGCACCACAGGGAAGUACAUGGUGGCAGUGGAAGUGUUUGCCAUUUUGUCUUCAAGCAGUGGAUUAGUGGCAUGUAUAUUUUUGCCAAAAGUCUACAUCAUUAUUCUGAGACCUGAGAUGAACAAGAUUGGAAGAAAAAUAAUAAAAGAAUAA
Molecule: messenger RNA, 867 nt
Organism: Xenopus tropicalis (tropical clawed frog)
Lineage: Eukaryota; Metazoa; Chordata; Amphibia; Anura; Pipidae
Product: vomeronasal type-2 receptor 26-like
Exons: 1
Coding region: 1-867 (288 amino acids)
Biological process (GO): G protein-coupled receptor signaling pathway
Cellular component (GO): plasma membrane; membrane
Molecular function (GO): G protein-coupled receptor activity
Source: RefSeq, a predicted model, not a curated record